Messenger RNA from Nicotiana tabacum (common tobacco), 1745 nucleotides. RefSeq names its product transcription factor bHLH84-like. The record is from RefSeq and is a predicted model, not a curated record. Gene Ontology annotation, biological process: regulation of transcription by RNA polymerase II. NCBI's taxonomy places the organism in Eukaryota, Viridiplantae, Streptophyta, Magnoliopsida, Solanales, Solanaceae. Gene Ontology annotation, molecular function: RNA polymerase II cis-regulatory region sequence-specific DNA binding; protein dimerization activity; DNA-binding transcription factor activity, RNA polymerase II-specific. Gene Ontology annotation, cellular component: nucleus.
ACUUCCACCUUUUCCUAAUGAUAAGUUUCGACAAUUGAUAGUAACUGAGUAAUACUUAAAUCAUUUUCUUAAUGAUUGAUAGAUAUAUAUACUCUAGUCAUUCUCAGAGUUUCCUAAUCAGAUGUUGUGUUUUUAUAUACCCCAUGAAGGGUUGCAUCGUUUAGGUCAUAACUGGUUGAACAAAGUCUGUCUUAGUUGUACUUGGCCCAUUUUGGACAAAAAAUAUUAAUUACUACUAUUUAAAAAGAGGUACGGGGCAUAUUCUGCUUAUUAAAUAUUCUUGGUUGCUGAGUCCUUGAAUAUUUUAUAUUGAUAUACCAACCAAAGUCAAUCCAUCCUAUCAUUCCCGUGUAUUUGUAUUGGUAUAAAUAUAUGUGCCUCUAUCUCCCACAUAUUGAGCUUCUCCAUUAUAAAGCAGUUAAAUAGCACAACUCCUUCAUAUAGCAGAACUCCUCCAUUUCCCUCAGGCUCUAGUUGUAAUAACAGUAUGGAGCCUGUGGCGUCAAUAUCAGGGGAAUGGAGCUCCUUCAGUGGAAUGUGUUUAAUUGAGGAGGCUGAUUUUAUGGCACAGUUACUUGGUAAUUGUUCACUUCCAAAUGAACUACCAUGUAGUUCUAACUUUGGAGUCUCCUCCACUUAUUGGACUGGUCAUGAAUCAACCAUGAACAUGGGAGAAGUUCCAUUUUAUUCUUCAAAUGACACUAACAAUAGUGUGUAUAGUGGUUCUUGUUUUCCUCCUCGGAGUCAUGAAAGUUACUACUCAAGUCAUUCUCGGCCUAUCUUGAUGAGAAAUGAUAGUUCAAUAACAACGGAAUAUGGUGUUGUGGAAGGUCAAAUCAAUCCAAUUGAAGCGGAUGAUUUCCUUAACCGAGAUGUGAGCAAUGACAGCAUGGAGUACAAUGAAAACAUGCCUGAAGCUGUUCUUGAUAUUGGAAAUGGUUUGCAGCUUGGAAGAAGAGAUAAUUAUGAACAAUUUCCUGAAGAUAAAAUGGAUAGUUCAUCAGAGAGCUCCAAGAAAAGAUGCCGGUUGCAUGGGCCUGGGCAUGUCCCGAAGAACAAGAGAAGCGCAAAGCUUGAGAAGGGUGGGAUAAACAAGGUAGUGCUUCAGAGGCAGAACUCUAUGAUCAGUUGCUGCUCAGAAGAUGAUUCUGUUAAUGUUUCUCAUGAAUUGACCCGAAAAACCAGAGCCAGCAGGGGUUCAGCAACUGACCCCCAGAGCUUGUACGCCAGGAAAAGAAGAGAGAGAAUUAAUGAGAAAUUGAAGACCUUGCAGAGUCUCAUCCCUAACGGAACUAAGGUUGACAUUAGUACUAUGCUUGAAGAGGCUGUCCUCUAUGUCAAAUUUUUGCAACUCCAAAUCAAGCUUUUGAGCUCUGAUGAUCUAUGGAUGUAUGCUCCCAUUGCGUACAACGGAAUGGACCUUGGGCUCGAUCUGAGGAUUGGCAUUCCAAAAUGAUGAAGAUUGAGAGCGUUAUCAUAUAGGGCAUGAAGAAACAUUGCAAUUUUGUAAUGGUGCCUAUAAUUAAUACUUACUGCUUUUUAGACCGGUUAUUAUCUUAUCCACGACAACUAACCAUUCUGUUGAUCAAUUAUUCAAAUGUAAUAAGUUCCUUUCUGGAACUCAACCUGCUGAAGAGUUUUACCAAUUUCUCGUUAUGUCGAUUAUUUUGUAUACAACUCUGAACUCUGACAGUUUACAAGAAAUCACUGUAAUUAAUUGAUUUAUAGUUUGUUAUUUUUAAUGA